GCUCCGUUAGAGCUUACGAACGGCCGACGGUGGCUCAUUACAGCGCAACUGGAAUAGAGUCGUCAGUACGAUAAGGUGGUUUUCAGUGAUAAAUUGUGCCGGUUGGCGGUUUGAUAACGACCAGAUUCACCCCACCUUACCGGUAUCUUAAACAGCCGGGGGUUGCAGUGACAGUUGACGUUACACAUCGGCCCAUAGUAGGCGGUGGUUUACCGGUGCAAUUGCACGCCUAUAUAUUGCGGAUCGUAGACGAAUUGAUAGAAUUUAGUAUACGGCAGCACCCCCUUGCACGCGUAUUCCAAAAAAUAGUUUAGUUUUCUGCUGGCAGAAGUUCUUAAGAGAAAGAAAAUAAACUCUACCCUUUUUUUCAUCUACUGGAAAUUAACUAAUAUUAUUGGAAAACUAGAGAUUAGUGAUAAAAUAAUAAUGUAAAGUGAAGAUUAGUGAGAACAGUUAGCGCUAUGAACGUGACAACAGGUGAUAAUCUAAAGGAAUAUGUGAUUUAGAUCAUGUUAUGUCAUUGAUUUUCAAGUGACAUAUAAAGAAAAUGUAAAUGUUUAAAUAGACCCUUUCCGGAAAUACACCGAUAAUCCCGCUCUAAGAAUGGAUACAUCAAACCACAACGAAUCCGAAGAGGUUGCCAUUAUAGAUUGCUCUACUAACAACGAUAGAACAAAUGGAAUUACAAACGCUGCGUUCGAUAGCGGCGGCGAGGUGGGUCGCGUCUUACAACCAUCUUUGGAUUAUGAGAUAGCCACUACUUGCCAGAAAGUAGGCGGAAGUACAACCGUUUUAGACGAAACUCUCCAAGACACUAGCACUGGCACAAACUACAAUGGAAGCAUUGUCGAAAACGUCCCCGAUGAUGACAGUGAUAUUAUUUCCGACUAUAUCGGACACUACGGUCGAUGGCAGUUCCUAUGGACUUUUCUUUUAUGUUUGUUCCAGAUUCCAACUACAUUUCAUUUUUUCUGUUUGGUCUUCCAGGCCGCCAAUCGCGAACACUGGUGUGCGCGUCCCGCUCAUCUGCGCACAUUACCGCUGGAGUUGUGGCGUAAUCUGACGCAGCCAGAUGGGGGUCGAUGUUCGCUCGUCAACGCACCCUAUCGUCAGCUGAAUGUGCUGAACUUCACCGACUACUUCCUAACGGUAAAUGUGUCCUCGUUGGAACGGAUCAGCUGCAGCGGUUACGAGUUCGAUUCGAACGUUUUUGGUUCUACCAUUAUCAGCGAGUUCGGUUUGGUCUGCGACAAGGAUCACCUCAACAGCAUUGUAGAAAUGUGCUAUCUGGUUGGAGCUGCGCUGGGCAGCGUGGGAAGUGGAUGGAUAUCUGAUCAAUUUGGUCGACGACAUACGUUCAUGGCAUUCGCAAUUAUACAAACCAGCGCAGGCUUCUUUAUCGGUCUUGUUAGCUCGCUGGAAAUGUUCAUGAUCGCACGGGUGGUUAUCGGAAUUACCUCAAUGUCCGUGACCGUGGUGGGUUUUGUGCUGGUCGUGGAGCUCGUUAGCGGCAAGCCCCGAACAAUAAUCGGCAUCCUUAAUAUCCUGCCUGUGGCAAUUUCCUAUACACUUACCGCCGGGAUCGCAUUCUAUACACGUGAAUGGAGACUCAUGCAGUUUAUUAUCACCACUCCUGGAGCUGUGCUACUUCCGAUAUGGUACUGGCUGCCGGAGUCACCCAGGUGGCUUUUGGCGAAGGGACGUAUCGAAGAAUUAAAACGACUAAUCGAUACUGCAGCGAAAAUGAACGGUCGCAAACUUCCAUUGAACUACGAGCGGACAUUAAACAUUCCUAACUCCGAAUGCAGCAAAGAAGUGGUGUCCAUUCUGGAUAUAUUCCACAAAAGGUUCAUUCAUACAACUCUAACAAUGCUAGUCAUAUGGUUUGCCAUCAUAGUGCUGUACUGUGGUAUAACGCUCCAUGUUGGUCAACUCGGGGGAGAUAUUUAUCUGAAUACGGUCCUUGCCGGUGCCGUCGAAUCUAUUACCAUAUGCCUUAGCAUCUUCGCCGUAUUGAAGCUCGGAUUAUGGGUUAAUUUAUUCCUCUACAUGACCGUUGCCGGUCUGUCGUGCAUUGUGAUGAAUCUCGUUCCAGACGGCAAUCUUUGGGUUAUUAUCAUGUUGGCUAUGACGGCUAAAUGUGCUACAGGUACCUGCAACGCAAUCAUCUCUACUUUUACGGCACGCUAUUAUCCAACUACGAUGAGAAACCUUGGCGUUGGCGCGGGAAAUUUCGCCGCCGGAAUAGCGCUGAUUGUAGUGCCCUACGUGUGGUUACUCGAACGGACGUAUAAAUAUCUGCCACUAACUGUCAUGGGGAUGUGUAGCCUGCUAGGAGCUGUGUCACUUCUAAUACUCAAAGAUAAGCGACCAGUGCGUCAAAAAAGUGAACAUAAAACGUCGUCCAGCGUUAUCAAAGCGCCUGGUGAUCAUAUUGGAUAGUAUACAGAAGCGCCAUAUGAUUAAAGUAAAAGAUAGUUUCCUUUUAAAUCGGA
This is a messenger RNA of Sabethes cyaneus, 2495 nucleotides long. RefSeq names its product organic cation transporter protein-like. Gene Ontology annotation, cellular component: membrane. The coding region runs from base 604 to 2442 and encodes 612 amino acids. Gene Ontology annotation, molecular function: transmembrane transporter activity. Gene Ontology annotation, biological process: transmembrane transport. The record is from RefSeq and is a predicted model, not a curated record. Lineage: Eukaryota; Metazoa; Arthropoda; Insecta; Diptera; Culicidae. The transcript is spliced from 6 exons.